Molecule: messenger RNA, 847 nt
Organism: Vanessa atalanta (red admiral)
Lineage: Eukaryota; Metazoa; Arthropoda; Insecta; Lepidoptera; Nymphalidae
Exons: 1
Coding region: 62-808 (248 amino acids)
Molecular function (GO): oxidoreductase activity
Source: RefSeq, a predicted model, not a curated record
UCUUCAGUUUUAAUUCACUGCAAUACUAGCGCAGUAUCAAGUACACCUUCAGACAAGAAGCAUGGGUUUCAAGAAUAAAGUUGUGAUAGUAACGGGCGCUAGUUCCGGUAUAGGAGCAGCGGCUGCGAUCGCUUUCAGCGCUGAUGGAGCGCGCGUUGUUCUGGUUGGCCGUGACAAUACUAAGCUUAAAGCAGUCGCCGCUAAAUGCACCAACCCCCUCGUGAUCCUCGCUGACCUGUCCAAAGAUGACGACGUGAAACGUAUCGUUGAUGAAACAAUAAAGAAGUUCGGCCAAUUGGACGUCCUCGUCAACAACGCCGGUAUGGCAGUAAUGGCCAGUCUUCUUGAAGGAGAUAUGAUGAAGUCUUACGACACAGUUAUGAACGUAAAUGUUCGCGCCGUCGUUUACUUGACUAACUUGGCUGCGCCGCAUCUGGUAAAGACUAAGGGGAACGUUGUCAAUAUUUCCAGUGUGUCUGGUUAUUUGACACCUUUCACAUCAUCUACAAUUAAUUAUAAUAUCUCUAAAGCCGCUUUGAACCAUUUCACUGCAUGUGCUGCUACAGAAUUGGGACUGCAUGGUGUGCGUGUGAACGGGAUUUGCCCGGGGCCGGUUAGAACCGACUUCUUUUCAAACAAUAAAUACUCUACCUCAUGGGAUGAUCUAUCGAAUAUGACGCAGCUUGGUAGAGUCAGUGAAGCGAAUGAAAUCGCAGAUUUGAUUUUGUACCUGGCGAGUGAUAAAGCCAAGUCGAUCACUGGAUCCAACCACGUCAUAGACUGCGGUACUUUGCUUAAACGCGUGUAAAUUAAUUGUAUUUUCUUAAAUAAAAUUACCUAAAACUUA